Messenger RNA from Solanum tuberosum (potato), 933 nucleotides. RefSeq lists its product as uncharacterized. The transcript has 2 exons. Gene Ontology annotation, cellular component: membrane. The coding region runs from base 1 to 933 and encodes 310 amino acids. Gene Ontology annotation, biological process: proton transmembrane transport. The record is from RefSeq and is a predicted model, not a curated record. Gene Ontology annotation, molecular function: inorganic diphosphate phosphatase activity; diphosphate hydrolysis-driven proton transmembrane transporter activity. NCBI's taxonomy places the organism in Eukaryota, Viridiplantae, Streptophyta, Magnoliopsida, Solanales, Solanaceae.
AUGCCUUCUUACAUGGAGAUUUUGCAAUAUGAGGUGUAUAUGAAAUUUCCUACGGGUAUGACUCCACCUAGUCCAGAUCAUGUUUGUCAUCUUAGAAAAUCAUUAUAUGGAUUGCGACAAGCAUCACGACAGUGGUAUUCUCGCCUUGCAGCGGCUUUGAAUUUUAAGGGAUAUUCAUCCUCUCUAAAUGAUUAUUCCCUUUUCUUCAAAAAAAAAACAGGGGAUUCUGUUUGUUUAGUAGCAGUUUAUGUUGACGAUAUUGUUCUCACUAGUAAUGAUCCCAUUGAAUUGUCUAUUCCAAAAGAGUUUCUUCAUGCUGAAUUCAAAGUAAAAGACUUGGGACACUUACAUUAUUUUCUGGGAUUGGAGAUACUACGAGAGUCCCAUGGUAUCAUUGUGAACCAAAGAAAGUUUGCCCUCGACCUGAUUUCAGAAUUUGAUUGUGUCCAUUUGCCUUCUGUUUCCUCUCCUCUUGAUCCUUCAAUCAAGCUUUCAUCCACUUCUGGAGAGCCUCUUGCGGAACCAACAAUUUAUCGCAGACUCAUAGGAAAGUUAAACUAUCUAACACACACAAGACCCGAUCUUUCUUUUGCAGUUCAACACCUCAGCCAAUACAUGAAUGAACCCAGACUUCCCCACUUUCAUGCUGCACUUCGUGUGGUAAGAUACCUUCGAACAGACCCUGGCCAAGGUCUCUAUCUCUCAGCCACUCCUUCACUGGAUUUAAAGGCUUUUUGCGAUUCGGAUUGGGCAUCUUGUCUUGAUUCACGAAGUCCAGUACAAGAAGCAGCAGAUUCUUGCAAGACUGGUGCUGCGACAAAUGUAAUAUUUGGAUUGGCUCUUGGAUAUAAAUAUGUUAUCAUUCCCAUAUUUGCCAUUGCUGCUUCUAUAUACGUGAGCUUCAGCUUAGCUAUGUAUGGCAUUGCAAAUUAA